Molecule: messenger RNA, 1636 nt
Organism: Hemibagrus wyckioides
Lineage: Eukaryota; Metazoa; Chordata; Actinopteri; Siluriformes; Bagridae
Gene: ldlrap1a
Product: low density lipoprotein receptor adaptor protein 1a
Exons: 10
Coding region: 130-915 (261 amino acids)
Cellular component (GO): early endosome
Source: RefSeq, a predicted model, not a curated record
GCGUGAAAAAUGAGUGCAGCUGGAUGAAAACAGCGAGGAGAAAGUUUACAAAGCGGAGGAGACGCUUAUAGACAACGAAUAUCUGAGAUCUGGGUGGAUUUAUCAUAAAUAUAUGAGCUAGGAUUCAGUAUGGACGUGUUGAAAUCAGCCAGAAGAGUUAUCCGGAGUCCGAGUGUGUCCAAGCAACCGUGGCAUGCCGCUAAACAUAAAAAGCUUCCAGAGAACUGGACAGACACAAGGGAGACCCUUGUGGACGGCAUGACCUUUAACCUCAGGCACAUGGGAAUGACUCUUGUUGACCAGCCCAAAGGUGAAGAGGUGUCAGGCGCAGCCAUCAAAAGGAUCAUUGCAAUGGCUAAAGCUGGCGGCAAGAAGCUCCUUAAGGUGGCGCUGACGGUCUCUCCUCAGGAAAUUCUCAUUUAUGACCGUGUGUCCAAUCAGCUAAUAGAGUGCAUCUCUAUUUACAGAAUAUCGUACUGCACAGCCGACAAAAUGCACAACAAAGUGUUUGCGUACAUCGUUCAGAACCAGAGAAACGAGAUGCUGGAGUGCCACGCGUUCCUCUGUGCCAAGAAGAAAGUGGCUCAGGCUGUGACACUGACUGUAGCUCAAGCCUUCAACGUGGCCUUCGAGUCCUGGCAGCUCGACAAAGAGGAGAAAGAGCAAAAGUCUGGCUCGGUUUUACAGACAAAUGCAGUUAAAGAGAACCUGUUGGACUUUGACGAUUGUCCCAAGCCUCACACGGAACAGACUGAGAACCAUCUGGAGAAGUACAAGAAGAAUGAAGGCGAGGAUAUUUCGGAGGUAAAUGAUGGUCUGGAUGAAGCCUUUUCAAGCUGCAGUUUGGAUAGCUUUGAGUACUCUGCAGACUUGCCGAGUCCUGUACUAACCCCCAGAUCCUGGACACUGGGUUGAAUGAGCUACGCAGCAUUCACAGCCUGAGAGCAGACUGUAGAGGAUUGAAGUUGGUGUUGUUUUCCUCCAGGUACUGCAAAAAGAUUGACAAUUGCAGUGAACAGAGCGAGCCGCCGCCUCCAUCCAGGCCGAGACGAUCUCCUUCGCACCAAAUCAAUAAAUACGGUCUAUUUUUCAGAAUCUAUCAUGUGCCGUAUUUUUUUAUUUUUUAAAUUCAUUUUAAAGCUUUCAGAAUCAGUAUCAAGUGAACAGCUAGCCGAGGGGAGUAUUUUAUUUUAUUUAUUUUUUUAUCUGAAGCUUAGAAAUAGAUUGAGUAUAGAUUGAGUUGCCAGUUUAUUAGGUACACCCACUUUGUACCUACCUUUAUUGUCUAUGUUAUUAAAUGCCAUGGACUGGGGCGACCCAGACAAUCUCUCCCUCCUGCCAAAGCAAUAUGGCUGAUUUUCAGUGCUUGGCUAUAUCCACUACUGCCUUUUUUAUUUAUUUGGAAUGGGUUUCAUUUAAAGCCUUUCAAAUAAUAUCAGGUCAGCAGAGGUACUAUGGUGGAUCCUUCCCAUAGAUGUGGUAGAAGGUGUCUGAUGCGGUAGGUGGACCUCAUUAAAUAGCAACUCAAUGAACUGUACAUAGUUAUUUUUGCCAUUACACAUAUAAUGAGCCGACGUGAAUACUUUAAUUAAGCUCUCGGCUGUUUAUAAUUAAAAAUGAUCUGUUAUACCUUAAA